Molecule: messenger RNA, 825 nt
Organism: Seriola aureovittata
Lineage: Eukaryota; Metazoa; Chordata; Actinopteri; Carangiformes; Carangidae
Product: elastase-1-like
Exons: 7
Coding region: 1-825 (274 amino acids)
Biological process (GO): proteolysis
Molecular function (GO): serine-type endopeptidase activity
Source: RefSeq, a predicted model, not a curated record
AUGCUCGUUUUUAUGCUCUUCACCACUCUCGCAGCCACAGUGCUGGCUGAGUUGGAGCUGCAGUCUAGCUACAUAGACAGCAACACUGCGGGAAAGGUUGUGGGAGGUGACGAAGUGCCUAAACACAGCUCCUGGCCUUGGCAGGUUUCUCUCCAGUACUUCUCAGAUGGGUCCUAUCACCAUUUCUGUGGAGGAACACUGAUCAGCAGAGGAUGGGUUAUGACCGCCGCUCACUGUGCAUUAAGUUACAGCUCUUUGCGUGCUGUCCUUGGUGCUCUUAUCCUACACCAGAACUACUGGACAGAGCAACACAGGAAUGUCGUUGGCGUUUAUGUCCAUCCUGAAUGGAACAGUAACAGCAUCUCCUCUGGUAAUGACAUUGCACUGUUGCGGCUGUCGUCUGAGAUCUCCCUGAACUCUUACGUGAGGCCGGUUUCUCUGCCUCCUUUCGGUGAGAUCCUGCCCCACAACAACUACUGCUACAUCACGGGAUAUGGACGUAUCUCCACUGGUGGAAGCAUGUCUGCCAGGAUGAGACAGGCCUACCUUCCUUCUGUUGACCACCAGACCUGCACCAGCUCUGGCUGGUGGGGCAGCACCGUCAAGACCAGCAUGAUCUGUGCCGGAGGAGGUGCUCAGUCAGGAUGCAAUGGUGACUUUGGUGGCCCUCUUAGCUGCAUUGUUAACAGCAAUUGGUAUGUCCAUGGUAUAGCCAGCUUUGUGUCUGGUAUGGGAUGCAACACUCCACAGAAGCCCACUGUCUUCACCCGUGUUUCUGCCUACAUAACAUGGAUUAACUCGGUCAGUAAUGCUAACCUACUGUAA